AUGUCCAACUCGCUUCAAAAUUUCCGAGUACCCUGGAAUCAUAGCGCCAGCUCGUUCAGAGGAUUACCAAAGUCUCCAACAGAGUCCACCACUCCUCACUACUACGAUUACUCCGAGUUGUUUUGGGAUGAAGAGAGCCUUCAGCAUCCUGUGGGACCUCCUCCCGCCGAGUUGCCCGUCAAUCAAGAUCAGCCUACCUCGGGAAACCAACCAUCCCCGGACCGUCGCCACGCACAAUCUCCGUUUGGAAUCAUGCAAGGAUCAAGGUUCCAGCCAGCUGAACUACCGACUACACACAACCGUCGCUCAAGUGAACAGUCGAAGUAUAGCUACGGUGGAGUGAUCCCGAGGCGGAUUUCCAGCUUAGCUGCGGCCACCACUCCCAUGAGAAGCAAUAGUACAUUGCAAAAGGAUCAGGCCGUCGAUGUCGCGGCAGUGCCUUUGCAGGAGUUUUCGAGCAAACCGUCAAGGGGUGAUAAAGACCAUCCUCGCACUUCAACAGCCUCCCGGCGAACUUGUGGUUCGACGCAAUCAAGUGCAUUCUUUCCGAAUGCGAGUCGAAGCCCACGAGAUCUCACAUCCCUUGCUGCCCGCGUCCAUUCGCCAGUCUUCGAUCAAAGAGCUUCUGACCAAUCCAUUUCCCAGCUCCUGGACUACGAUGACCAGCACGAGACCGAGAAUCGACAAAGGAGCAGGGGGCUUGACACCCCCAUCAACUCUCAGUGGGAACUACCAUCAUUCACCUUCAGGCCACUUUCUUUGGUCUCAGACGGCGCCGGAGCUCGAGAACGGCCUAAGACUUCUGGAGAUGUUCCGCCCAGGGACACCCUCGAAAUAUUGUCACCAAUGCCUCAACGCCCAAUGUCAUCACAGAGCCAGAAGAGGUUCAGUCGUAUACUCGAACUUCAGGACACUUAUUCUGCUGAGCGGACCAUUCCGUUGUUUCAUGGUCAGACGCCCUCGAAACUCAACGUAGUGGAAGAGCGGCCGGAAAUACAGGAUCCUCAAUCAGUCUCACUCGUUGAGCUAGCUCUGGAAGCUGCCGCGGAAGGACCUCCUGAGCACAUGCAGCAGAGACAAUCGGUUAUCACUCAUGCCCACUCGGAUGUCAAUUUUGGCGACAGUCACAUCACCAUUCAUGACAAGUCGACCGUCGAAUCACUCCUAGACAGACAUAUUGAAUGCCUCGGCCUGGAUGAGGAUGGAUUCAGUCGGUUUGAGAUGCAAAGCGACUCGGGACGUUCUGACGUCGCCGGUUGUAGCAGUGCUGAUAGCACUAUAAAGAUAUCUUCGAUCGUCAAAGAGUUGCAGACUCAAGCCAAGCUGAGACCGGCAACUUCAAGCUCUUAUCGCCAUUCAAGCCUAGCCAGUUCAGAGAGGCGUAGGCUGAUGCCGCGACGUCUGUUUGCGAGCAUGGACUCAAGAGUGUCUCCUGUUACGACCCAUGAAGAUCUACGCGGAUUGUUGAAAGGAGACCUAACUUCGACGGCGACGACGGAUAGACAGCUCUCCUUGGGCUGGCACACACUUCCUUCUUCGAGUGGGCUGACAUCGGCCCAGUCGGCGACCAAAACCUCCUUGACAUCGGGGGACAUGGGCGACAUCGAUUCGGACCCUCCCCAAACAAAGUUCAAAAUCAGACGUCUUUCAGACCUCGGUGCAAGCCUAUCAGAACCCAGCAAGGGCUGUCCGCAUGGUGAGCUACCGCGGCAACCUCAAAUGUUCAUCACACACCGCAGAUCUAAAAGCGACAUCCUAGCAAGGCAAGCGUCGCAUCAAAGAAGGCGGAUGCGAAUCAUGUUGAAAACCAAACGAAGAUCCAACAGCCUGGGGCAACUCACGAAAAUCAUUUCUGUUGAACAGGGGUUGCAAGAUCAUGAACGCGACGAGGAUUGGACUACUGAGGACUCGCCUGAAGGCCUUAGCCCCAAGUCACCAGUGAUGGGAUAUGCUGAACUGAGUGCCGAGUCGGUCAUUGUGCAUGCCCCUACUACUGUUCUCUCAGCGAGUCUGCCGGUUUCCAAGUCCAUCCCCAAAAGGUGGACUAGCAUGUUAGCUUCCAUGCCUGAACCGGUCAAAAGAGGAAUCGAUAUUGUUCGGAAGGCAUCAGUCCGCACCGUACGCUCACAUCGCAGCAAUGUUAGUGUGAUCGAGCCCAUGAACAGCACACGGAUGAGCUCCCAGACACCUCGACUGGGCCCGGUGCCGCAGCUCGCGCAUCCAGAAUUUGGCCCACCCUUGAUGUCUUCCGACCUCAAUCUCAGUCUCCCAUUCCCCGAGCCGCCUGAAACAGCCCGGCCGCAAUUGCGUCACGUACAAAGCUUCUUCUGUGAUGAUAGCUCAGUCCAAACGUCGAAAUUCCAAACCAAGAAACGAUUCGAUCUCCACAGCUUGCGGAGCGGGUUGACAAGAUCGUCUGGAGUGUUAGGAGUCAAACAUGGUGGUGAACAUCAUGUCAACGAUCUGAAGAUGAGCCACUCAUGCCAAAUGAAGGGUCAGAGAUCCUUCGACUGCCCUCAGUCGCCAUUGGGGGACACGGUUCCGCUGACGGACUGCGUAUACAAAAAGCGUAAGGUGAUGGACAGGUUCAAAGAGUGGUGGAAAAACCAAUGCAUGCAGAAAACAUUGUCGAUGAUGAGGAAGAAGAACAGUCGGAAUGGGCGCAACGGAGCCCUUGUAUAG
Capronia coronata CBS 617.96 is the source of this 2682-nucleotide messenger RNA. RefSeq lists its product as uncharacterized. The record is from RefSeq and is a predicted model, not a curated record. The transcript has 2 exons. Lineage: Eukaryota; Fungi; Ascomycota; Eurotiomycetes; Chaetothyriales; Herpotrichiellaceae. The coding region runs from base 1 to 2682 and encodes 893 amino acids.